Molecule: messenger RNA, 249 nt
Organism: Eruca vesicaria subsp. sativa (arugula)
Lineage: Eukaryota; Viridiplantae; Streptophyta; Magnoliopsida; Brassicales; Brassicaceae
Source: the annotation of a GenBank genome assembly
AUGGGAAAAAUCAAGAAACUGAAUCGUAUGUCUCACGUUACUGCUCCUUAUCCAUCACCAUCGUUUUGUUGCAAGAAACAAUGGUCUGGCUCAACUUGCCCAGUAUGUUUGGAGUCUCCACACAACGCUGUUCUUCUCCUCUGUUCCUCCUAUCACAAAGGAUGCCGUCCUUACAUGUGCGCAAUAAACAGCCGUUUCGCCAACUGCCUUGACCAAUACAUGAAGUCAUAUGAAAACUCAGAGCAAUAA